AGGCCGCCCUGCUUCGCCCCCCCGUUCCUCGCCGAGCGGGCUGAAUUCCCGGCGGCCGCGGCUCGGAGGUGCCCCGGGACUCGGUCGUGAGACGGAGCCGGGCGGACGGGAGGCGGAUGGAUGGCACUGACAGGUCCGGGCCGGCGAUGCCAGGGCAGCGCUCGGCUUCCCCGUGAAUUACACUGAUCUUCUCUGCAGCAAACCCUGGAAGAGACGAAGGAGCGAAGAAGACGGGCGCUCUUUCCUGGAGCAGAAAUCCCAGGCUGUGUAGAAUUGUGGGGCAGGAUUCGGGUUAUGAAACUCCGGGGCAGCGCAAACGCAGCCUGGUGCAAACCCCGACGCUGCUGUCCUUAAGGUGGUUUCUGUGCUCCUGUUGCUAGGAUUAAGGCUUUUGCAUUGCAGCAUGGAGAGUCUUUUGUUUGAGUUAAAUUCAGACCUCUUGAUAUGUCACCUGACAGUCUUGUGGUUUUGGAUGAAUAUGGCUCAUUGCUAUUAUUAACCUGAGUUGGCAGCCAGGCACAACAGGAGUUUAUAGGGAUUUUGAAAACUGGAACUGCUCGGGGGACAAAGAUGCUUCCCAGCUGGCCUUUGCCGGAGUUUGACCCAAGUCAGAUCCGACUGAUCGUGUAUCAGGACUGUGAAAGAAGAGGACGGAAUGUCUUAUUUGAUUCCAGUGCUAAAAGAAAAAUAGAGGAUGUUUCAGUGUCGAAACUCUGCAGCGAUGCUCAAGUGAGAGUUUUUGGGAAAUGUUGCCAACUAAAGCCUGGAGGAGACAGCUCUUCUUCCUUGGAUAGUUCAAUCAAUUCAUCCUCCUCGUUCUCUGAUCCAAAAGAACAAUGCCCGAAAUACCAGGGUUCUCGGUGCUCCUCAGAUGCCAACAUGCUUGGAGAGAUGAUGUUUGGCUCUGUGGCCAUGAGCUACAAGGGCUCCACACUGAAAAUUCAUCAGAUCCGCUCCCCUCCCCAGCUCAUGCUCAGCAAGGUGUUCACAGCUCGCACGGGAAGCAGCAUUUACGGCAGUCUGAACACGUUGCAGGACAGUCUUGAGUUCAUUAAUCAAGACAGCAAUACAUUAAAGCCUGACCACAGUACAAUUAUGAAUGGACUUCUUGGGAAUAUAGGUCUUUCCCAGCUUUGCAGCCCCAGGCGGGCAUUCUCAGAGCAAGGUCCGCUCCGCCUCAUCCGGAGCGCCUCUUUCUUUGCAGUUCAUAGCAACCCUAUGGAUAUGCCUGGAAGGGAGCAGAAUGAGGACAGAGACAGCGGUAUAGCAAGAUCUGCAUCUCUUAGCAGUCUGCUCAUCACUCCGUUUCCAUCUCCGGGCUCCUCGCUGAACAAGAGCUGUGCCAGCAGCUACCAGCGGCGUUGGCGUCGCAGCCAGACGACCAGCUUGGAGAACGGCGUCUUCCCUCGCUGGUCCAUGGAUGAAAGCUUCAACUUGUCAGAUGACAGCUCUGGUCCAAACCCAGGAAUUGUUAGGAAGAAAAAGAUAGCAAUUGGGGUUAUUUUUUCACUCUCAAGAGAUGAAGAUGAAAACAACAAGUUUAAUGAGUUCUUUUUCUCACACUUCCCUCUUUUUGAGAGUCACAUGAACAAACUGAAGAGUGCAAUAGAACAGGCCAUGAAAAUGAGUCGGAGAUCAGCUGAUGCCAGCCAGCGGAGUUUGGCAUAUAACAGAAUUGUGGAUGCCCUAAAUGAGUUCAGAACAACUAUUUGCAAUCUCUACACGAUGCCACGGAUUGGGGAGCCUGUCUGGCUCACCAUGAUGUCAGGGACACCAGAGAAGAACCAGCUAUGCCAUCGCUUCAUGAAGGAGUUCACUUUCUUGAUGGAAAAUGCUUCCAAAAAUCAGUUUUUACCAGCUUUGCUGACUGCAGUGCUGACUAACCACCUGGCCUGGGUCCCCACUGUCAUGCCCAAUGGCCAGCCACCCAUAAGGAUCUUCCUGGAGAAGCAUUCUUCCCAGAGUGUGGACAUGCUGGCCAAAACUCAUCCCUACAACCCACUGUGGGCUCAGCUCGGUGACCUGUAUGGGGCCAUCGGAUCACCUGUGAGAUUAGCGAAAACAGUUGUGGUCGGCAAAAGACAUGACCUGGUCCAGAGGUUGCUUUAUUUCCUCACUUACUUCAUCAGAUGCUCUGAACUUCAAGAGACACACCUUCUGGAAAACGGGGAAGACGAGGCCAUCGUCAUGCCUGGCACUGUUAUCACUACCACGCUGGAGAAAGGAGAAGUGGAAGAGUCCGAGUAUGUGCUUGUCACAAUGCACAAGAACAGGAGCAACUUGCUUCCCACUGAGUCUGAAGAGAUGAGAGCUCCCAACUGCAGCUGUAAAUACUGCAAAUGUCCCGUUUCCCUCGCACAGAACAUAGAAGGUGUUGCACAGCAAGAGAGAGAAGACACGCAAAGCACUCCUAAGGUCGAGCUGGAAUCUUCUUCAGAUGAGAACAGAACCAUCGUUCCUGAGGACGGCCAGGAAGACGCUGUGGAUGUGACACAACCGAGGCCCUGCCUGGAUACCAAACUAGAGACUACGGUGUGCACGGGGUCUGCUUCGCCCGAGAAAUGCGUGGGGACAGAAUCUUGUUUGGUGCCAGCAGCGAGCCCGUGGAGGAGCGAGGAUGCGCUGGAGGCGGGCAGCCAGGCGGGAGGCGGCACAAGGACACCCGGCAUCGCUGUGGAGAAGAAGCCGCCCGAUAAGCUCUUCAUGGACGCGUUCCCGUGCAGCGCGGCCGAGGCUCAGACAAAGGUGACUUUCCUCAUCGGAGAUUCCAUGUCACCUGACUCAGACAUUGAGCUGAGAAGUCAGGCAGUAGUGGAACAAAUUGCCAGGCAUCACAGCCCGCCAGCAGCGGAGGCAGGAGUGUCUGCUGAUCAGAACUGUGAAGCUAAACAAACUGUUGAGGACCAAAAUAGAGACUGUGGGACAGCUGAACCCUUUCCUCAAGUUGCUAGUGAGCAUCAGAGCUGGAACCCAAACCCGUACAGUGCUGAGAGCAUGAGUCUGUUUGAUGAAUAUUUCACUGAUGACAGUUCAGUUGACACCCGGACUACUGAUGAUAUUCCAGGGCAAGCGGCUUCGAACCUUCUUGCUCACAACAGUAGUGUAGAAUUUUCUAAAAAGCUGUGUACAAAGGCUUGCAAACCACCUAGUGAAUUUUGUAAAUUUAUGGACUCUGUUCGACAAGAGACCUACAAAAACUGCUUUAAUGAGCAGGACCAAAGAGAGAAAAUCUCUAUUCGCGUCCCCCAUGGGGACAGAGAAAAUGUAGAGAAAAAAGUUGCCCCGGGAAUUGAUUGGGACAUUCCAAGAAAUGAGAGUUCAGACAGUGCCCUGGGUGACAGCGAAAGUGAGGAUACAGGCCAUGAUCUAACUAGACUGGGCAGUAACUACUAUGGAGGAGAGCAAGAAGAUUGGGCAGAGGAAUAUGAGAUUCCCUUCCCUGGGUCAAAGUUAGUUGAAGUCAACUCUGUCCAGCCCAGUAUUGCCAAUUUUGGAAGAUCCUUGCUAGGAGGCUACUGUUCAUCUUACGUCCCUGACUUUGUUUUGCAAGGAAUAGGAAGUGAUGAAAAGCUGAGGCACUGUUUGGUGUCAGAUUUGUCUCAUGCUGUGCAGCACCCUGUUCUGGACGAGCCCAUUGCAGAAGCUGUCUGCAUUAUUGCAGACACGGACAAAUGGACGGUGCAAGUGGCCAGUAGCCAGAGGCGAAUGAUUGAGAAUAAACUAGGAAAAGAAGUGUUAGUCUCCAGUCUCGUCUCCAGCCUGCUUCAUUCCACUCUUCAGCUUUACAAGCAUAAUUUAUCUCCAAACUUUUGUGUGAUGCACUUGGAGGAUCGGCUGCAGGAGCUCUACUUCAAAAGCAAGAUGCUGUCCGAGUAUCUCAAGGGCCAGAUGAGAGUCCACGUCAAGGAGCUGGGCGUGGUGCUGGGGAUUGAAUCCAGCGACCUCCCCUUGCUGGCAGCUGUAGCGAGCACUCACUCUCCGUACGUUGCGCAGAUCCUACUUUAAAAUGCCAGAGGCCACAGACUUUGACUUUUUGCCUCUUUCGAAGCAAAGUGGAUGACAACUUGUUCUGGCUCCUUUCUCUUUGCAGCAAGUAAAACAAACUGCUUGUUGAGCUGCAGCACCUCCAUAUAUGACUGCACAGUGUGCAAACAGUUGGAGACUUCUCCUCUCCCACUUGGCCAUUUAUAAAAAAGGAUAAAGAAAGGAAAAAGGAAAACUGAAUUAGCCCAAGAUUUCUGCUACAGAAAAGUGGAGAUUUUAGCAAAGCUGAAGAGAUGCAUUUUUUAGCAGUUUCUGCCAUGAUGGCUGACCGUGACUUAUAGGGGGGAACGGAGGAAGAACUGCUCUGAGAGAUACGUGAUGCCAUCACCCCAUGUAAACUGAACAAGGGAGCAGCUGCCUUCAGCCAGGCUUCAGCUGAGGAGGAUCACGUUAGGAUCUGUAAUUCUCAAGCUGCAAUGAUCUGUAAACAACUUCUACUUUUUCGCAUCACAGUCCAAUUCUGAAUACUUCCCAGAGGAAGAACGGGGCAGGGGCCUGGUUUUUUGUUUUUUGGUUUUUUUUGUUUUUGUUUUGUUUUGUUUUUGUAAGAAGCUUAUUAAUGACAGUCAGCUACAGAAUUUAUUUAUGAUAUUUCUCCUGGGAAGAGGAAAUAGUGAGGGACAGAGGGCAAUAGGGAGAACGGAGGAAGAGGCCAACAGACAAACUAGCAAUUGAGAUCCUUGGCUGGAUGCUGUAACCAGUAUUAAAUGUUUAUAAUGUUUAAAUGUUGCUUUAUACUAAAUGAUGCUUUUCUUCCUCAACAUAAUCAAAACGUUAAAAACAAAAAUAAUCUAAAGAGAAUGUUGGCUGAAAUUUCCCUGUGGGUUCCCCAGAAUGACAUGACAAUUACCUCUAACUUUUUUAUGAUCUAUAAAAUCUUGGACCAUCAUAUUCUUUUUACAGCAGUCAGUCAGCUAUUGAAAUAAUGAACUAGAAGUAAUUGUACCAAAGCACUGGGGACAAAAUGAGUAGACUAUUACCCUUAAUUGCUCAGGUACUAAUUGAUACAUUUUUUAAAACGGUUCUUCAAAAAAAAUGAACAUUGAUUACACCAUAGCGUAGUAAUAUCCAAAUUAUUUUUUGACAAAUAUACUCUUGCUGCAGAUGACUCUAAUCCCUUUUCUACUCACUUGUGUAAUUACCAGCAGGAAAUGUUGUUUAUUUUAUUCUCAGCAUUUCUCUUUUACUCAGCCAUCGCUGGUUUGUCAUUGUAUAUACAACAGCUGUACGAGUAGCUGAUGGACCCAACCUGGUGUAAGUAAUGUAAAUAGACAGUGGGAGGUGGAUUAUGUUUUUGAAGGCUCUACUACCUCAGUUUAACUGGACACUUCAUUCUAGGCUUUGCUUUGCAUAUUUGUCCUAGCAGCCAAUUAAUGUUGCUGAUUUUUAGCGUCUGUUUUCAUCUAUUAGGUUUAGUAUAUUGAAAUCCAUGGAUUAUCCACACAAGCAGGAGACACAUACUCACUUGGUCGCUAAAGUUUAUAAAAUUUCUAUAAAUAUGUCAUUCUGUAAUCAUCUUUUCAAUAGUACAGCACGCCUGCUAUUGUUGUUUGCAGAAUUACUUUAAGUACAAAUCUAUUUUAACCAUUUGAUAAACUUGAAAACAAUAGGAGAGAUCCCUGCCCCGCCUCUGUCAGUGACAGAACUCUCCUCCCUUCCUUCUCUGGGGCCAGGAUUCACCAGGAGUGGUUUUUCAGUACUACUUAAAAUCUGUCACCUAAAACUCUGUUCCAGGGAGAUCUACGUGGCAAACCCACUCCUCCCUUCCAUGUAGGCCUGAGCCUACAUCAGGAAGUGACCCCAACAUUAAUACAGGCAGUGUCAUUGGAAACUCUUUUGUAUAUAAAAUCUAAUGCUGACUGCUGCAGGGGAAAACCUCGUGUUUAAUAUGUGAUCCAAGGAUUUGUUUCUCCCAUUUCUCAAAUGUCCUUUCCUUGCCACACAAUUAUAUUACAUCUGGCUUUUGAAAUGAGCACAAAACAGGGGCCCAGUUGUGUAAACACAGUUCUAAUGAAAUAUAGGAUUGCACUCAGAACAUGGAUGUUUAACCCUUUGCUAGGAUACAUGGAAUAGGCAGCAGUUAGUACACCGUGUUGUGCAGAGACUGGCAGCGGUGACCUGGCGGCAUCAGUGCUGCUGGGGCUGGCAGAGGACGGUUCCUGCCUGUGCCUUGGGAGGUGCCGUGGGUGAGUUCAUCCACAGCUUGUGCCCAGAGAGCUGGGCAGCUGCACCCUCACCCUGGCAUCCCCCAGGGCCGUGCCCAGAAUGAUCCUUACAGGAGAAUACUGGUCCUCCUUACUGUGCAAAUUGUUGGGGUCACUUUGAAAUGGGUUUGACUCUCCAGAAAGGCCCUUGCAGGGCUUGCAAUGAGUAUUAACAUGAGAGGAGAAGGAGGUGGCUGUUGGCUGGCACCUUCUCUGCUGCCCUCUGCCCAACACCCCCCAGUAAUGGCGUUAAUGAUGUGUCGAGUCAGUCCCAGACGGAGCAGCCACGGAUGCAGCUUCCUCGUCAUCCUCCCACAGCUCCAGUCCCUCCUGGCAUGGCAGCACCCUCUCCAGCUCUCAGCAGUAUUGUGGGCAGAACACAACCAAAACCCUUGCCUGAUGGGAAGUUUGCCCCUGAGUUAACUUUUUGGGUACGUGAACAAUGUGGUACGUAUGUCUGUUUGUUAAAUAAUGCAAAAAGGGAUUUUUACAGGAUAUAGCAUUGACUUUUUAAAUAUAUCACAAUUCUUUUAUGUGAAUAGAAAGCUAAUGUUUGAUUUCUUUUUUCCACUAUUCCCAAUCCAUUAUUAACAUGUCUUAAUUUUCUGGCUGAAACCUAAGUGUACUAGGCACACCAAUUAGCAAAUUUGAUUUUGUUGCAAUUGGCAAACACUGGGCUGCUAAGAACAAAAAACUGUUUAAAAGAACAGAUUUUACACCUUGCAUAUGUUUUCCCUCUUAGUUCUUAGAGAUGUUUUAUGACAAUUUUUUGCUUUCUCUAAAUUAUUUAGAUGGUGGUACUUGUAAAAUGCUGGGUAAAAUGUACAUACUUGUUAUCUCUUCUGUUUUUGUAUAUAUUUCCCAAGAUGUGUUCUUGUAUUAUAAUAACCAUUCCCAAUUUUAGGGGAAAUUUGUGCAAUAAAUACAGUAUGUCAGUUUA
Hirundo rustica (Barn swallow) is the source of this 7188-nucleotide messenger RNA. RefSeq names its product folliculin interacting protein 1 (gene FNIP1). Gene Ontology annotation, cellular component: cytoplasm. Gene Ontology annotation, molecular function: protein-folding chaperone binding; ATPase inhibitor activity. The record is from RefSeq and is a predicted model, not a curated record. The coding region runs from base 571 to 4005 and encodes 1144 amino acids. NCBI's taxonomy places the organism in Eukaryota, Metazoa, Chordata, Aves, Passeriformes, Hirundinidae. The transcript is spliced from 18 exons.